Poeciliopsis prolifica (blackstripe livebearer) is the source of this 3905-nucleotide messenger RNA. RefSeq names its product Janus kinase and microtubule interacting protein 3 (gene jakmip3). The record is from RefSeq and is a predicted model, not a curated record. Bases 345 to 2963 code for a protein of 872 amino acids. Gene Ontology annotation, molecular function: microtubule binding; kinase binding. The transcript has 23 exons. NCBI's taxonomy places the organism in Eukaryota, Metazoa, Chordata, Actinopteri, Cyprinodontiformes, Poeciliidae.
AAGAGGAGGAAGAAGAGGAAGAGGAGGCGAUGAUGUAAGCAGAAGCUGCAGAGAUGCUAGCAGCCGAGUGACAGAGGAACCCAAAGUGACGGAGCCCACCAGCAUCUCCAGGCUGGCAGAGAGGCAGCAGCACACACACCCUGACACACACACACACACCAAUACACACACACUGUAAGCUGCAGUGGAGCUAGCUUCUGAUAGCCUUAUAGCAUGCUGCACAGGAGGCUGAUCAGCACAAACAACGAUGAGGCGAACGAAGCUUCCUGCUGCAUGGUGCAGAUGUAGGAAGGAUCAGGCUGACAUUUAGCUGGAGGAGGGCGAGGAUCCAGCGGCUGUUGGUUAUGUCAAAACGAGGAAUAGCAGGGCGAGGAAAGGGAGAGCGACCGGACGCCAUGGCAACCCUUCAAGCGGCCAAUGAGGAACUGAGAGCAAAACUGACAGAGAUUCAGAUCGAACUCCAACAGGAGAAAAAUAAGGUGAGCCGCCUGGAGAGAGAGAAGAGUCAGGAGUUGAAGGCGGAGCAUAACCGUGCAACGGUCACCCUAACGGAGCUGAAGACCAAACUCCAUGAAGAGAAGCAGAAGGAGCUGGCGCUCACCAGGGAGACGCUGCUACGGCAACAUGAGAUGGAGCUGAUGAGGGUCAUUAAGAUUAAAGAUGGAGAAAUCCAACGUCUGAAUGGACUCGUACAAAACCUGCGAGACGGAUCAACGGACAAGGUCAGAAGCGCCUUGAUGGGGGAGAUGGAGGAGGGAAGGAGGAGCUGGGAGAUGGAGCGCUGUCGCCUCCAGCAGGAGGUGCAGGAACUGCGGGGAGCAAAAAAACAUGCAGAGGAGACCUUGGCACUGGCUCAGCAGGCCUGCCAGGCCAGAGCAGCCGAGCUCCGAUCGGCACAUCACCAGCACCAGGAGGAGCUCCACAGAACCAAGAGAGACUGUGAGAGGGAGAUCCGGCGACUGAUGGAUGAGAUAAAGCUGAAGGACAGAGCAGUCAGUGUUUUGGAUAAAGCUCUGGGGCUGCAGGCUGGCCACGCCCACCGCCUCCAGUUGCAGACUCAGGCUGCUGAACAACAAAUUGCUGCUCUGAGAGACGCACAGAGGGCGGGGCUAAACCAUCCUGCUAACUCCACCCCUAACAAUGCUCCUUUCUUUUCUCAAGAUGAUCGAGACACUCGCAGGUUUCAGCUGAAGAUCGCUGAGCUCAGCGCAGUUGUUAGGAAACUGGAAGAUCGAAACUCUCUGCUGUCUGAAGAGCGAAAUGAACUGCUGAAACGUCUGAGAGAAACAGAGAGUCAGUUUCUUCCCCUUCUGGAUAAAAACAAACGUUUGAGCAGGAAGAACGAAGAGCUGGCUCUCGCCCUGCGUCGCCUUGAUAACAAACUUCGCUUUGUGACGCAAGAGAACUUGGAAAUGACAACUAUGAGGAGACCCAGCUCCCUCAACGAUCUGGACCGGAGUCACUCCUCAAGUUAUCAUGGCUACCACCAGGAUGAGCGCGAGAUGGAGUUUCUACGGCUACAAGUGGUGGAGCAGCAACACGUCAUCGAUGACCUCUCCAAGGCUCUGGAGACGGCAGGUUAUGUGAAGAAUGUCAUUGAGCGGGACUUGUUACUGAGGUACCGACGUCAGGAACCGGUGAAGAGGAGGAGAACCUUCAGAGCCUGCAGGGUCAUAGAGACAUUUUAUGGUUAUGAUGAAGAGGCAUCGAUGGAUUCUGACGGGUCGUCUUUGUCCUUCCACACUGACAGAACUCCAGAUACGGAACCUGACGAGACUUGUGUUCGUGAGGAGGCAGAGCUUCGCUACCGGCAGCUUACGCAGGAGUACCAGGCACUGCAACGGGCGUACGCGCUUCUGGCCGAGACAUGCGGAGGAAACUACGACGCUGAGAAGGAGAUCAAGACCAGAGAACAGCUGCUGAAUGAAAUCAGUCGAUAUCAGAGCAAAGUGACAGAUCUGGAAUCAGCACUGAAGCAUCAAGGAUUGGACAUGAAGUGGGUGGAGGAGAAGCAGGCGCUGUAUCAGAGGAACCAGGAGCUGGUGGAGAAGGUGGUGCAAAUGGAAGGUGAGGCGCUGCGACUGAACAACGACAUUCAGGACAUCAGAGACCAAAAUGAGUUGCUGGAGUUCAGGAUCUUGGAGUUGGAGGAGAGGGAGCGCCGUUCACCCGGCAUUAACUUCAAACAACUGCACUUCCCAGAAGGUCUCAGUCCUCUUCAGAUCUACUGUGAGGCCGAAGGGGUCUCUCAGGACAUUGUCAUCAGCGAGGUGCUGAAGAAGUUGGACAUCCUGGGGGAUAACGCCGUAAGUAAUUUGUCCAAUGACGAGCAGGUGACCGUGAUCCAUGCAAGGACGGUGCUCACUCUGGCAGAAAAGUGGUUGGAGUCCAUCGAAGUGACCAAGUCGACUCUACAGCAGAAAAUGUUGGACAUCGAGAACGAGAAGGAUCUCUUCAGAAAACAGAAAGGUUACCUGGAUGAAGAGCUGGACUUCAGGAAGCAGUCCAUGGAUCAGGCCCAUAAGAGAAUCUUGGAGCUGGAGGCCAUGUUGUUCGAGGCUCUGCAGCAGGAGGAGGCUUCCAGGACUCCAGGACUAAUGAAGGGAGAGAGUCGACUGUCUGACAUGUUGACAGAAGGAGAGAAAGAGGAGCUGAGGAGAGCCAUGGAUCAGUGGAAACGAUGUGUGAUGUGUGAGCUAAGAGAAAGAGAUGCCCAGAUCCUUCGAGAAAGGAUGGAACUGCUUCAGCUCACGCAGCAGAGGAACAAGGAGCUGGAGGAAUGUAUAGAAGCACAGAAACGACAGAUCAAAGAGCUGGAGGAGAAGCCCACUAGAGACCACCAGGUGGACACUCAGCAGUGCCGGCUCAGUCUGGACCAGAACCGGGACACUGUAGGACCUUGCAGCUCUGAAGCCAGUGAAACAAAGCACAUUCCACCCUUCUUGUUGUCAGUUGCUUUGUAACGACCACCUUCAGGUGGAAACAAAGCUGAGAUCAGGCCAGUGAUACCCGAACCCUAAAAACAUCUGGCUUUCAGCUGAGUGACACCUGCACAACUGCUUCUAGAGUCACUGAGGCGGAAUGCAACACCAUCCGUCUCAGAACCGAACGCUGAACAUAGAAAUGUCUUCACCACACGAGGAGGUCUGCUGAACAGAACCAGGAAGCCCAACUGAAACCCGGUUCAGACACUAACCUGCUGCGUCCAUAGGAGGCAGAGGUGAGUCGACUAACGUCCCGGCCGAGGCCAUGAGACGACCUGCAGAGACGAGGGAGAGAUUGCGAUGACCUUCAGAGUUCAGGUCAUCUGAUGCCUGGAAGUUUUUUAGAAAUGCAUGUUAGAACGCAACAUGCAUGCGUCUCCCACAUGGGGGCAGGUCUCAUCGAGACCCGAAGCAAAAACUUCCUGCCAGAGGACGCCGAGUUUCUUCACCAGGUGCUGGAGGCGGAUCCAACCUCCUCCGUGUUCAUAAGGAGAUCCGACUCCAAGUGGAAACUUUUAAAACCCAAAUAGUGUUUACUUCAUGGAAAAAUGUUCCUGGUUUUAUUCCUGUUCCUGAUGAUGGAAGAUAACUUUACUGCUUUCAGCUAAUUUAAUAAAACAGAUGAAGUUUUUAUUCUGCUACUGGAGAUAAUCUCAUUCAUCUGAAAUAAAAACAUUGAAUAUUUUGUACUUUUAAGUCAAUUUUUAAUUUUUUUAAAUUAAAGGCAUCCUUCUGAUCACCUUUCAUUUUGAAGUGAGCUGGCAGUUUGUGGUCAUCAUCAAAGUGUAGAAAGAGCAGAACUCAGUGUGGAUCCUGCUCAUCUUCAGUUCCAACAGUCUGGACUUUUAUGACCCCAGAUUCUAUUUUUCUAGCCCUGCUGUGAAACUGAAUUCAUCACUGAGAUUAAAAUGUUGCACAUGA